Molecule: messenger RNA, 2450 nt
Organism: Uloborus diversus
Lineage: Eukaryota; Metazoa; Arthropoda; Arachnida; Araneae; Uloboridae
Product: probable G-protein coupled receptor No18
Exons: 4
Coding region: 1-1476 (491 amino acids)
Biological process (GO): adenylate cyclase-activating adrenergic receptor signaling pathway
Cellular component (GO): membrane
Molecular function (GO): G protein-coupled receptor activity
Source: RefSeq, a predicted model, not a curated record
AUGUCAGCGACCACGCCCACCGCCUCCCUGCAAGACCUGACCACGACCCUGACCUUGGUGGACAUCGUGCUCAUCACGUCCCUGACGACCAUCAUCCUCAUCACCAUCCUCGGGAACACGCUGAUCAUCACAGCAGUGGCCACGACGCGCCGGCUCAGGACGGUGACCAACUACUUCGUGGUCAGCCUCGCGGUCUCAGACCUGCUGGUCGGGCUGCUGGUCAUGCCCUUCGCAGUGGUCAAGGAAGUCACGGACGGGCUGUGGCUGUUCGGGCACAUAGCCUGCGAGCUGUGGGUUUCCAUGGAUGUGAUGUUGUGUACAGCUUCCAUUCUGAACCUGUGUUGCAUUAGCUUGGACAGGUACUUCGCCAUUACUCACCCCUUGGUAUACUCAGUGAAACGCAGCAGGCGAUUGGCUAAAAUCAUGAUUGCAGUUGUGUGGUCAGUAAGUGGCGCAAUCACGUGUCCACCCAUAUUUGGAUGGCACGAUCGUAGCCAAUCACAAAACGACACGAAAUGCGUGUACAUCGGCAAUGUGGGAUAUGUCGUUUUUUCUGCAUUAGGUUCUUUUUACAUCCCUGCCAUUAUCAUGGUGUACGUGUACUGGCGCAUUUUUGCGGUGGCGCGCAAGAGACAGGCUGUUCUGAUGCAACAGGGGGACGACAACAAAGAGAACCACGGCUCUGACAGCAAUUCUUCCACGCUGGGGGACAUGUCCAUGCACAAUGCUGAUCACCAACGCAUUCUCAAAGUGCCAGAAGACGGGGUGCAGACCGAAGAAAAUGCUAUGCAAAUGUCACAGGUCCGGACGAGCAGCACCAGGAGUCACAGUGGCCGAAGAAAGAGCUCCUUCUCCCUCAUCCGCUCGGCGCCUUUCUUCCUCAGCCGCCAAAACACCUACAACCCGAACAUCACGACGAAGCUCUACCACCAGCAGAACCACCAGCACCACCACCACAACCACCAGCAAGAGACGGGCCGCGAAGAGUGGCAACAGAGCCCGGAUGACACGGUAGCUGCUACCACCUCGAGAAAACCACACACGGACUCUCCCGUUGCCGAAUCUCCAACAGGUGGUGGCCAGUACUGCCAGUACUGCCAGCCCAAGAAGGAGAGUGGGGGGAGCCACAAGACGACUCGCCUGACCAUCAGGAAGAAGGAUGGCUACGAGAGGGCCGCGUUCCAGAGGGAGAGGCGGGUUGCCAAAUCCCUCAGUGUCGUCGUAGGUGGCUUCAUCGUCUGCUGGCUGCCUUUCUUCACCGUGUACUUAAUCGAACCUUUCUGCGAUACGUGUUUCUUCCACCCCACACUCAGCGCUUGCCUGGUGUGGCUGGGCUGGGUUAACUCAGCAAUAAACCCAUUCAUAUACGCACUCAACAACCAGGACUUCAAAAAAGCCUUCCUUAGGCUGACCAUUGACAAGUGUAGGUGUUGUAGGAAAAAUAGGAAAGGACAUGAUCCCCAGCAGUUUAUCUAAACUAAGAUUUAUUUCAAGAAGACUACUGCAAAGACAAAUGGCACACAAUUGCUCUCUUGUAGGCAAUUUUUAAGGGAAAACAGGAGUGCCCUGGAAGUGAUACUGAGAUUUGAUUAACUGCCUUUAAUGAAUUACGAGGGUUGUACUAACUAUUUUAACCAACACUAAUGCUACUGAAAACCGAAACUUCGACGGUAAAAUGACAGCAACGUUUUUCAUUGAUUCCAAACAAUAUCAGAUGAUCUGAAAAUUUUUACCAAACUUUCCAGACGAUAGUGGUUGAUUACUAAGUUCUUGCAUUGCGUUAAGAAUACAAAAAAAAAAAAAAAAAAAAAAAAGAUUUUGAGAAAAUUAAUCCAAUUUAAAGAAUUGGGUGAAUUGCAGCGGUAAUAGAAGGACAGUUUGAACAAAAAAAUCGAUGUAUUUCUGUCUAUAAUCAUAUUAAAAUAUAUAUUUUUUUCAAAACCUGAUGCAUAGGCUUUUAUACAUCAUCAUAGUAAGUUGCUAAAAAAGCCAAAGCCACGAAUUUAUUGCCAGUAACUUUUUUUAAAAUGAAAUUUAAAAAGCGGUAACGGAAGAAAAUUUUUGCGACAUGAUUUUCACGCAAUCAUGUUCUCCCCAAAAGUUCAGCCAAACUAUAAAAGGGAAAACUAUAAAAACUAGAGCACAUACGGGAGUGUUCAAUCAUUACAAUUUCAUCUCUUGUUUUAAAAAACUAUUAUUUUAAGCAUAUAAAUUAUGUAUUUUUUAAGGGUAACGGAAGGACAGUAACGGAGGGACAAGAAGUCGAAAACAAUUUAACUUGGUAAAUUCUACUUACAAACAUUUAUUCAGCUAAUACAGCAGUCUGAAACAAUGACGUCUAAUAGCUGAGCCAUCUGUUAAAUUUAAGAAUUCUUAAAAUACUCAAAAAUAUUAUCAGAAUUCAUAGAACAUUUAUCUUCUUUGUCAGGGAAUACAAAGAUCCUUCCCAC